AAAAAAUUUGUUAAUGAUCCAGUAGAUUUGCCUGUUCAGUAUUUUGGUCAGCCUGUUAUGCAUUUAAGAUAUAAGCAUCCUUUGAGAGAAAUUAUACCUUUAAGUGAUUGUGAAAAUGCAGCUUUGGAUGUACCUACAUUCAAAUUCAACCCCAGAGUAUUAGCUCAUAUCCUUGAGAAAAAACAUUUGACUAAUAUACCUGGAUUUUGGCCUGGCGAUGAAAAUGAAUUCGGAUUUUUAUCGUAUCACAACUGCACGUAUUUGCAAAAGAGACCAGAAAAAUUUAACAAUACAUCUGAAGCACUCACAGUACAGGCUGUAUUAGCAUCUUACAGUUGGUUAUUAUCACAAGCAUGUUAUCAAGGUUUUUCUACUUUUAAUGAUAUUACAUAUCCAUUAACUACUCAAACGGUUAUAACAAAUGGACAAUGGUGGUCGUUUUUCGUUUAUCAACUUAAUACCACUUUAGUACAUUCUGAGUACGCGGAUGAAAAUCCGAGGCGCAACAUAUGUUGGAUUACAGAGCCGAUAAAAUUAUUUGAUAAAAUAGAAGAUGAGAAAAUUCAUGGUUUAAAUGAAGAAGUGCUCAGAACUUUAAUUAAGUUUUACAUGAAUGCCCCUGAAGAAAGAAUAGGUGUCAAUUUAAAACCGUAUUUAGGUAAAUCUGUAAAAGUAAUAGCUGACAUAAAACAUGAUGAAAGAAGAAAUUGGCUCGAAAAACAAUAUAAGCAUCUCGUGAGCAAUAGACCGAGGCACAGACGAAUACCAGAAAUAUACGAUUGGACA
Messenger RNA from Pogonomyrmex barbatus (red harvester ant), 786 nucleotides. It is a transcript of the gene mRpS30, whose product is annotated as mitochondrial ribosomal protein S30. The record is from RefSeq and is a predicted model, not a curated record. Gene Ontology annotation, cellular component: mitochondrion; mitochondrial large ribosomal subunit; ribosome. Gene Ontology annotation, molecular function: structural constituent of ribosome. Gene Ontology annotation, biological process: translation. Lineage: Eukaryota; Metazoa; Arthropoda; Insecta; Hymenoptera; Formicidae.